Messenger RNA from Ceratitis capitata (Mediterranean fruit fly), 12527 nucleotides. It is a transcript of the gene Vps13D, whose product is annotated as vacuolar protein sorting-associated protein 13D. Gene Ontology annotation, molecular function: protein binding. Bases 118 to 12294 code for a protein of 4058 amino acids. The record is from RefSeq and is a predicted model, not a curated record. NCBI's taxonomy places the organism in Eukaryota, Metazoa, Arthropoda, Insecta, Diptera, Tephritidae. The transcript has 19 exons. Gene Ontology annotation, cellular component: extrinsic component of membrane. Gene Ontology annotation, biological process: mitochondrion organization; protein targeting to vacuole; protein retention in Golgi apparatus.
UUCAUAUCUAAUUCUUACACAUAACUAACAUUUCCAUUAUGAAAUCGUGAUUUCUGGUAAACAAAACUUUUAUUUUGCUUACUGGAAUUUCCUAAAAUAGUGCAUAAAGGACAAAUAAUGUUGAACGAAUUAAUAUCGUGGGUUUUAAAUACAUAUCUUGGCAAAUAUUUGGAAGAUUUUAAUCCUCAACAAUUGUCUGUGGCCUUACUAUCAGGCGAGGUAGAAUUAGAAAAUGUCCCCAUACGAAAAGAUGCACUACGUUCAUUUGGUAUACCAGUGCAAGCACAUUCGGGAAACAUUGGCAAGAUAAAGUUGCAAAUACCCGUACGACAAUUUCGCACAGCACCAUGGUGUAUAAUAAUUGAACACAUUUAUGGUGUAUUCGGUCCGAAAGACCUUGAUGAUUGGGAUGAUGAGAGGGAAAAAUUUGCGGAAUAUGAAUACAAAGUCACUGAACUUGAUGCCAAAGAAGCAAAGUGGCGCGUUGAGAAUGGCUACCAAAUUGAUAGUUAUUACUCAAAUUCCUAUACAAGCUGGCUGAAUUAUGGCACAACACUAGCCACCAACAUUUUGGAAAAUUUAGAGUUGAAAAUCAAUGAUGUGCAUAUACGUUAUGAGGACGCAAUCACAGUGGGUGGCGUACAUUUCGCAGCCGGCAUUAAAAUCAACUCACUGACAGUACAAAGUUGUGAUAGUAAUUGGCAGGCACGCUCAAAUGCGCCCAACGAACAAAAUAUUUCAUAUAAAUUAAUUGAAUUGAAAGACUUUUCUUUGUACUGGGAUCGCAUGACUGAGGAGAAUCAAUGUUCUCACUUGCUAUCGAAGGAACUCCUGACACACAUGAAUAAGUUGUGUAACAAAGAAAAACAUAAUUAUAUAUUGCAUCCAAUAAGCGCACAGGCGCAUUUCAAGCGCGAUUGUUGUAAACAGGCUUUACGUUCUAAAUCGAAACCUCGCUUAAAUUGCGAAUUUCAAGUGCAGCAAGUUAAAGUGGCACUUAGCGAUCUUCAAUAUAAACAAAUAGUCGAUUGUGUAUAUGGGCUACGUCAGAACAACCGCACACGGACUUUCAAACUUAUGCGUCCAUCUUGCAGCGUAUUCGAAGAUCCCAAACUUUGGUGGAAAUAUGCUGCCAAAUGUCAUGGGUUUGUAUAUCAAAGUACUGAAAAUAAAUGGACAAAAUUGAGUGAAAAUCUACGAUAUAUACGAGUUUAUAAACGUCUACUCAUAAAUCCUAAUGAUAUUCUUACUCCAGAAGAAAAAGAUUUCAAAAUUCAUAUGGAAAAAUCAAGGGAACUACGCGAACUACAUAUUUUACGUAAUGUUUGCCGCACAAAUGUAUUUACAAACGAUUUGAACUUAAAAUCAAACUCUAUUAAUCACGGUAAAAGCAUGCUAUUCCAUUGGUUUCCCAAUUGGUGGGGCUGGUAUGGUAAUACAGACAACAUAGUUGUAACUGCGCAAGAUGAUGCAUAUAAAAAUAUUGAAAAUGAUAUACUCAACGCCUUAGAAGAUACAAUGGAAAAUGAUCCGUUUUCAAAACGGGAUGCGAUUUUCGGUUAUUUUAGUUUUAUAUUAGUUGAUGGUCAGUUACUGGUUAGCACAGAAGAUGUAAUUACUGGACAGACAACGGUAAAUUUCGAAAUGGAUUUUCAAAAUCUUAUUUCCUUUAUUGAAAUGAAACCAAAGUUUACCGCCUAUGCAAUAGGCGUGUCACUGGGUUCAGUAUGUCUCAAAGAUAAACUGACGAAAAAUACUGAAUUUCCCUUUUUGGUGAAACCACAAUUCGAGGAACCAGCAACAAAGCCCUCACCGCCAAGCACAGGUUACCAAUUGGUGGAUUUCAAGCGCUUCUUUACCAAAGAACAACAUGUAGACUCUACGCCAGAGCCAUGGUUUCAAUUGCGUUAUGAAAAGGGUCCGCCGGACAUUCAAUCGGACAUACGUUUGGUCAUAAAAUCGCGUAGUUUGGAUAUUGUGUACAAUAAACAAGUCUUAGAAUGCUUAAAAUCCUUCUUUGUGAGGCCAGUAAACGAAGUGUAUUUAAAGUAUAAAGUUGGGAAGACUGGCCGUAAUAGGCUAAAGUUUCUGCAGAAUUGGCAACAGUAUUUAGUAGGUAAUAAGGAUUUUCGUACAACCUGGUCUCUUGAAAUCGACAUAUCUGCGCCACGCAUAAUUUUUGUUGAUAACCACUUGGAUAAAAACACAGGCGUAGUACUUGUGGACUUUGGUCGCUUUCAAAUGUUGAAAAAUGAAUGUCAGAAAAAAGAUUCGCUUGUUGGUCGUGACAGCACAGCUGUCAGUGAGACUACCUCAAAGUUGGAUAAAGAGCGGGAGAGUGAAGAUGAAGACUUUAUGACACCUUGUUCAACACCACCAGGCUCAGAAAUCAGUUUGAUUGAAUCACCCACUUUGCAGCAAAACUCUGUACCUAUAGUGAACAGCGACACUGGUCUGGAAAGUGCCUUUCAUAAAAAAAUUUACGAUAAAUACUUUAUAAAUCUUACCGAUAUGCAAGUGAUUGUUUGCAAAAAUCGUGAACGUGCUCACGCCUGUACGAAACACUCUUCAAAUUAUCAUUUAUUGGAAAAAUUUAGUAUCUCUUUAGAGCUGGAACAUCGUGUUAUAUAUACAACAGAUCCAGAUUAUCCAUCACUUACACUCUAUGGCACCCUACCGAAGAUAGUGGCCCAUGUUAAUGAGCAAAAAUUGAAUGAAUUUUUCAAAAUACUCUAUCCCAUAAUAACUGAUCCCUUUGAGUUUAACGAUCUGAAAAGUCCUAAUGGAAAUGAUAGCCCAAAUGGCGAUGGUAUUAGCACCCAUGAAAGUUGUGGAGAGCAAAAUAGUAAUAUCAAUGGAAUAAAUGGAACAAAUAAUGGCUUUGAUGAUGGUUAUGCCACAGAAAUGCCAACAAAUUUCUUAAAUACCAAUUUGAUGAUAAUACAAUUCGUUAUUGGCCAAAUGACGCUGGAAGUGCAAUCGUUGGAACGCAGCAUAGCAGAGUUACAAGUGGUAGGUGUACGUGCGGGCAUUACAAAAUGUUCAGAGGACACACAUAUAAGCAUGUCAGUGCAUGGCUUGCUAUUGGUCGAUGCUAUACAGUCCUUUGGGCCCGAUUUUGAAUUGCUAGUGGCUAGUCAUCGACAUGUGGGCAUGGAUAGCAUUUCGGGUAGCUUAAAACAAAGUAAACCAUGUUCGCCAACGUCGCCGGCUUCACCAGAUCCUAUGUUGGGCGCUGAACGUUGUACCAGUCCGCAUACAAUAAACAGAGCGAUUAGUGCUUUGCAAAGUGGUCGCAAAUUUUUUGACUUGGAUUAUGAUGAAUCUCAAUCGCUCAUAAAUAUCGAUUUAAAUUUGAUUGAUGGAACUGACCAAAGUGAUUCACUCCAAAUAGCCAACAUUGCAUUCAACAAUUUGGAUAUUAUUGCCAAUCAAGAAACUAUCGUUGAACUUUUGGGUUUCGCAAAACGUUUACACAGCACACACAAAACGAUAUUUCAACGAAAUCAAAUCUAUACAGCCGAAUCGUACAUAAACAAUAAUAACAAGCGCCCUACCAACGCUUCAACCAAAUUACGUACGGAAAUCGGGUUUGAUUUUCAUCGACUGAAUAUAUUAGUGCUACGCAGUAUAAAUAAAGGUGAUUUUUCUGUUGGGCGUAAAGUCGGCACAUUAACAAUGAGCGAAGCUAAAAUUCAAGCAACAUUCGGUGAAGAUAUUAGCGUAAUGGGCUCUUUGGGUGGUGUACAAAUAAUUGAUAUUACACCGGAAGGCAUUAAUCAUCAACGUAUAUUCUCUGUUGGCAAGGAUCCACUCACUAAUGAUUCGACAGAUUUCUACAAACAUGACUUGCUCAAUACACUAACUAGUGAAUUGUACAAUGAUGGCUAUGCUGACACACAAUUAAAUGCAUUGUCCUUUCAAAUAUAUUGCCAACAGGAUUCAACACCAAAUUUAAAAAUUCGUAUGGCUUCUGUGUGGUAUGUGCACUGUCCAAGAUUUAUACAGGAAAUUAACAUGUGCAUAUCACAAUUCAAACAUUAUCUAAAAAAUUUUGCCACCUCUAUUCGCAAUAAAGCCAGUGAUAUGGCAAAGGAGCUUGUGCAACACAUACAGAAGACUAGUGAAACAGAGACCGAAAAACUGCGUACAGCUGGACAAAUAUGUAUCGAUAUAGUAUUAAAUACACCAGUUUUGGUUUUACCACGUUCCGGCGACAGCUUAGAUGUACUUGUUGCAAAUCUGGGUAAAAUAACAGCUUAUAACACCCAUGAAGAAAAUGAGAUUUCGAUAUCAAAAUCAACGGAAAACUUAAAUAUGUGGGCCAAAGAUAAUUAUUUCUUAGAUAUAAGAAAUAUAAAUUUAUUUUCAUUAAACACAUCAAAACGAAAGGAAUUGGGUCUUUGCGCUUUGCCAAAGGUAAGCGAAUUGUACGCUUGCAACACCGACGCUGUGCCGAUAUUACACGACACUGCAAUGCUUUUUAAAUUAACCAAAUAUGUGACGAAAAACAAAAAGGACAAUCAGUGGACGCUGCACAAUAAGACAAACGUCGAAGGCAGCAUUACACAGUGCUUACAAGUUUCGCUGUCGCGUGGUCAAUAUGAGCAAGUGCUCGAUACCUUGAACUCAUAUUCCAAAUGGAAAGGCAAUGGCAAUUCUGCCGAAAAUGCUGUUGCAUCCGUGGAUCAAGUGGACAGUGUACCGAAAGAUAAAAUUAACGAGUCGUUUGAUUUUGAGGAAACAUUUGAAACAAAUCUAACAUUUUCCGUGCCCAUAUUUCAAAUUCAUUUGAAAAAUAAACUUAAUAACGCACUUAUCGAUGUAACUUUUCGUGAUUUUGGCUUUCAGUACAAUCAACAACAAGAUGUUACCAAUUUAGAAGUGUUGCUGCGCUCAAUCCUCAUGGAGGAUCUAAAGUGUACAAUGGACUCCCGUUUUCGUAAUAUGGUGGAUUCAACGUCAGCGGAAAAAGAAAUAAUCUACAAGACUGAAAAAUGUUUGUCGUGUCCAAACCUCACCACCAUACAUUUGCAACAAAAUGAGCUAUCUCACUCCAUGCCUUGCAAAUUGAACUAUCCAACGUUUGUAACAGCAGCACAAACACCUGUAAAGAAAGCUAUUAGCUGCAGUAAUGCAACGAGAAAUACUGACGAUAAAUUGGUAAUCUACAAGUCUCAAACUCAAACUGUAAUGGGCUUUGAUGGAAAACCCGUUAGCCAGACUAAGAGCUCAAUCGAUUUCAAUUGUUUGAAUUUAACUGUAUCUGUGUGUAGAUGGUUUACGAUUUUCGAUUUCUUCGGUUUGGUCUCAAGUUACGAAAAGAAAACUGCGGUGCCAAUUAAGAGUGAGCUGAACGAAGAGGAACCCUUAUCCUUAGGGGAACUGAAGGUAUCUGUGCGUUCACUGAAUUUAAUAUUGGUGCGAAAUGAAGUUGAAUUUUCCAAAGCCAACAUAUCACAUGCACAUUUUAAAAUCGCAAGCAAUAAAGAUGUGAAAUCGGUUGAAGGACGCCUCAAAUCAAUUUCACUGUAUGAUCUUACGCAUUUUGGCGAUUUGUAUCGUGAGAAAUUCUCAACGGCUGGACCGGAGGCAUUGAGUUUCUCAUAUAAAAAACUUAGUACAGUAGCAAAAAUCAAUGAGCGUUCGCUGGAAAUGAAUGCGAAAUUGCGCAUACAAAUGUCAUCAGUGCGGUAUAUACAUACAAAAAGAUUCAUCAUGGAGAUUCAUUUAUUCAUAAAAGACUUACUAGAAGUACAAUCGCCUGUUAUAAGACGUAUAAAAAUGUCCGAAAGCCAAGCAGAUAUCAACUCCACUCCCACAAAAAUUGGCUUACGCUUACACGCUGCGUCACCGAUAGUUUUGCUGCCACUCAGCUACAACAGCACACAAGUUAUAGUCGCCGAUCUCGGUGAAUUUACGCUAAAAAACUCUUUCCACUUUGCCAGUGAUGAGGAUGUAGUUGUUAGUAAGCGGCAAGAUGAAAAGGGAUUGGAUGAAAUACUCGAUGUAAUGCAUAUCGAUUUGGUCAAUAUGAAUUUAUUCUCCGGCGAACGAAUGUGGAAGACAAAUAAAACACUGAAUUAUAAUCCAAACGAAUGUGUUAAUAUCGGAAAUUUCACCAUACUGAAGCUGGGUAAUAAUCUCUUCAAGGAAACGUGUCACCUUAAACUGCAAGUGGAACGUAAUAUCGACACGGCUGUGAGUCACAAUUGUUCCGAUAUCACAGUGAAAGGUGUGCUCUCCAAAUUGAAUGGUAUUGUUAAUCUACAACAAUACAAAUUAUUACGCGGCUUCCUCAGUUAUAAUUUGGGGGAAAUGAUUGAUGAUGUAUAUCUUAAUUAUACGAAAAACUUCUCCGAAUCGGCGGAUAGAUUAAACUCAAACAGCGAUUCUUACACUUCGACAGAUGCGCUGGACGUGUCCACAUGGAAUACAAUGUCCAUAAAUUUACAACUAGAAAAUGUUUCCGUGUCAUUAGUCGAGCAGCAAAGUUACGACAACGAAAUUAAACCUUUAGCUUGUAUAAAUUUCAUAAAAUCAUUUUUGCAAAUCGACACUUUCAGUGAUGGUUCCCAAGACAUUGAUUUGGUGUCGAGUGAAGUGCUUGUCCUCGAUUCGCGCCCGGCACAUCUAUCGAACAACGUUUUCCGCCACAUAUUGAAACCCAAACGGGACAACGUUUCGAAAAAUGUCGUACAAGCAGAGAUACACAGUCGCAAGCGUAACAAUUCUUCAAAGUAUACAAUUUUAUUGAAUAAUAUGCGUAUUAUGGCCAUACUCGACUGUUUGGAGAGUAUUAAAAAGUUUCUGGAAGAGGAGCCAACAAUAUCGGCAUCUGUUACGCCCUCAUGGCGCAAUAAAGUUGUGAAACAAGCCUCAAUCACACACGAAGUGGAGAUGAGAACAGAUUCUGAAAUUAUUUUAAACAUUACGGACUCUGAAUUGAUUUUCGUUGAGAAUGUCGCUUUGGCCGAUACAAAUGCAAUCAUAUUGAAAAAUACAACCGUACUGCAAUACAGGCCUAACAAUCACAUUUGUCCAGUUUCGAUUGACGUCAACCAUUUGGAGGUGUUCUCUUGCAUUUUGGGCGCUGAAGAACAGACAGCGCUUUCAAUCAUCGAUCCCUUCUCUCUUAAUAUGGAGUUGAAGAACAACUGUUUCCACGUCAUCAUACACAAACAACUCUCCAUUCGACUUUCAUAUAAUGAUGUAAAAUUGUUUUCGAAAAUGCUACAAUCCAUACCCAAUCAGGCGAAGACAUCACAAAAGCUUAACCGCAGUAAUUACAACAAUUAUGAGGCAAUAGCACCGUUAGUUAAAAUGGGUUUCAAAACGAAAGAUUGUUGGGAGGCUAUGGACGUUAGUAAUAAUAAUCUAAAUGACGCCGCCAAUUGGCUACUACAGCAGAAGCAUGUAAAAACCGACAAAGUGUACCUGGAAUUGCAUGAUCUGCUCAUAAGCGCCAGCUGCAUAUCGAUAUGUGUCAUUGACGAUUGUAUGGACGCAGAUGUGCCAUUGCUGGAGAUCGCACUGUCGCAAUUAACGCUGGCACAACGUCUGGAAAACGCCAAAUCUCCAGUGGAAGUAGGCUUCAGCACACCUUUGUAUCAAGAGGGUAGGCUGGAGACCAUAUUUGCUAGUGAUUAUUACAAUCGCCGCUUAAGUGGCUGGGAGCCAGUUAUUGAGCCGUGGGAGUGUUCGGCACAUUGGCAAUUUUCGAAGGCUAACGUGAUGAUACCACGCAUGCUGGUGAUGCAAGUUAGCAGCAAACAAUUGCUCAAAAUGAAUAUCACCUCAACGCUGAUUGAGCUCUGCGAUAUUGUGCGUAACAAUUGGAUCAAAGAUUAUUAUGGCCAAAAUAGUAGCGCUGAUUCGCUGACGGGCUUUCGCCGUCGUUCGCCAUUUGUGCCGUUCGCUUUGAAAAAUCUCACCGGCGAACCGUUGCUCUUUAAAACGCUCUACUCAUCGCCGGGUGGCAUUACACGCACCGAAGUAAAUCAAACGGAUAUCAUGUGGAACUGGUUGCCGGUGGAGCCCAACGAAAUACUACCAUUCGACUUUGGUCCACAGACCAAGUUGAGGCAUAUGAACUCGCACAAAUUGAAUACACAUCAGAUAUUGGUACAAAUUCAAGGCUGGACCUUGAUCGGACCAAUUUCCAUCGACAAAGUCGGUGUGUUUUUCCGCUAUUCCACAUUAGAUAUGCAAUAUAAGAGACGCACCCGCAUCGUUUUCGACAUUUCGAUGUUCGGCUCAGCGCAGAAAAUGAUAACAAUACGUUCGGCACUAACGGUUGUGAAUCAUUUAAAUGAAAGAGUUUUGCUCAAAAUGGAGGUUAAACAUGAGGAUGUAGUCGCCUUAUCGGUACUAGAAUCGAAUGAGCAAUUGAGCGUGCCGCUGCGUUUGGUAGAUUCUUUGAUUUAUUUUCGCCCAUACACGCCGGUAAAGACGCCAGAUAAAUUGGUGGCGGACGCAACCGAAGGCAAAACUCUCUUUGUGAGUAAAAGUUACAUUUUGCACAGUAACCAUUGUAAUGAAUUGGAGUUUAGCACUUGUGGCAUAUUGUGGAGCACCUGUGCCAAAGAUUCAGUGGAUGAACUCUUCUCUUGCUAUGGCAAAAAUAAUGCCGUCUUCUACACACUCGUCGAAAUACGUAAAGUCAAGUAUCCGAAUCGAGAUGUAAACACACCGGGUCAUACGAUUACACUCUUGCCACCGUUAAAAUUGAAAAAUAUGCUCUCAUGUGAUUUGCUCUUCAAAAUUUCUGGCCACAUACAGGGUCGAAUAAAUGCCUCGGAAGUUGUAAAUAUACACACCAUCAAUGCCUGUGAUUCCUUUGUACUCAGCAUCACAUUGGACAACUACAAGCUUUCGGGACAGCUGAAAAUACCAAUGGGCCACACUGGAAUUGUGGAGCCAAAAUUGAAAUUAAUUGAUAUCUUAAAUCGUGAGCUAUACCUGCGUGUUUCCAUACAAUCAUUUCAGGGUAAAGGCAUGGAGAUUUUCAUUAGCGCGCCAAUUUGGAUUAUCAAUCGUACUGGUCUGCCGCUGGUAUAUAGACAAGAGGGCACGAAUCGUUUGGGUUCGGGUCAGUUUGAUGAGCACGAACAGGCGCGCAUUGUGUCGCCGUUGCUCUUCUCCUUCUCCGACCAAGAAGGCUCACCGUCGUUGGAGAUACGUUUGGGCAGCAGUUAUGGAAAUAAUAAUCCGUGGUGCAAGAGCUUUAAUAUACACAAGGAAACCUUCCAACGCCAGUUGCGUGCUGAGCGGUACAAAGGCUGCUAUGCCAUUGGCAUAAAUAUACGUAGAGGGCGUGGCUUAUACUCAUGGACCACAUUCAUCAUUUUAUCACCACGUUAUCAGCUAUAUAAUAAGUCAACGAGAAAAUUGGAGUUCUCACAGAAAUGUGACAUCAAAAAGCCAGACUCUGCAAAUGCUGAGCAUAUAAUAUCCGCACUGCCCGGUUGUAAUUUUCCCUUUCAUUGGCCAAACUACGAACAGGAACCGUUGCUAUGUGUACGUAUAAGCAAUGUGCGCUUUUGUCAUUGGUCCCACGGCAUACCCAUUAACGAAGUACAUUCCAUAUAUAUAAACGUGCGUAAUGAUUUGGGUGAAAUGUUUUUCCUGCGACUGGAAGUGAUUUCCAAGGGUGCAACAUAUUUCUUUCUAUUCAGCGACGCACACACUCUACCACCACCUAUACGCAUUGAUAACUAUUCAGAAAUCAUGAUACACUUCUAUCAAUAUGCCUGUAAACCACAUUGGCGUUCAACUGUACGUCCACAAUCUUCACUUGCCUACGCUUUGGAUGAUCCGCUUGGUGCACAUAUGCUACAAAUUGAAGCGCCAGGUGGCAAUACAAUUGACUUUCCGCUGAAUAAAAUGGAAAACUCCAGUAGCAUAACAUAUGCCAACUUCAUUUAUAUAGCCUUUAAGGAAACAUUUAAUUAUACGGAAAGUGAAAUGUCGCAAUUGGGUAUUGAGGGUCAGCAGCUUGUAUUGGCUGUACGCGAUAAAAAAGUCAUUGUGGCGCACAAGUGUACCGGUGAUCGUUCGCAAUUGUGGUUGAUGAACUCCUACGGUCAGUUGGAGCACGAAGGCUCUUCGCCACCAACGGAGUUUGGCAGAUAUAGUGAAUCAAGUAGUUAUCGCAUGGUUUUGGAUGUGGAGAAGGCGCUUGAUCCGAAUAAUUAUACAAAUUUAGUGAUCAGACCGCCAAAUAAACAACGAGUAACAACACAACGUUGGCGUUUUGAGAAUGGACGGUUAAUGUGUCACACGAAUAUGUGUGUCCAGGUACGUGAUGGCGUUUUUGGUCUACGUCCUGGCUCUGAAGUAGUACUCGGUUGUAUAAAGCCAAGUUCACGUUUAGCCAGAAGUGAUGAUGUUCCAUUCGAGCAAAGUAUUGAAAUUCAGAAACUACGUCCUGGCUCUGGCCAUUUAGAGAUUUGCAGUAAAAUGGAUGGUCCAAUAAAAACGGUUCAAAUACAUGACGUAAAAGUGAAACCGGAAGAUGUAACAUUGACACCAGAUCCAAAUUGGAAUCAUGCAUCGAUCAGCAGUCGCAUGACUGUAGAUGAACACAAAACUAGUACAUUCGAUGAAAUCUCGCUCCGAGUCGAUUUACAAAAGGGCUUAGGCAUAUCCGUCGUAACACGUCAACCAGGCGAAGAAUUGGCUUUCAUUACCUUAGAAUCGAUUGUAUUAGAUGUGCAUUCAACACGUUUUAUUAAAUCAUUGGAAUUCAAAGUGGCUGAUCUACAAAUCGACAAUCAAUUAUUGGAUACCUCGUGCCCGAUCUUGUUGCACACCGUACGCACGACGAGCGACGAUGAUUUACCCACUAGUGCUUUGAUUUUGAAGGCGAAACUCUUGCCGAGUCCCAAUAAAAAUGCGAUAAUUUUUGAAUAUUUAACAUUUGAUAUAAAACCUUGUGUUUUGAUACUGGAGGAACGUUUGAUCUUAAAGACGGCCUACUUUUUUGGCGUCGGUAAAAUGGAUAAUUACAAAGCGAACAAAGAAUAUGAUCAUGGCCAACAAAACAUCGAAGAACUAUCGCUAUCAACGAAUCCACGACGAUUCUACUUUGAGUCACUUAAUAUUGGAUCUAGUCAGGUACGCGUUUCCGUCUUCACAGCGCCGAAGCUAUCACCAGAACUAUUCGAAACGAAAAAGGCGCUUGGCCUGACUUUGGUAAAGUUCGAGGAUGCACUCAUAGAAUUCGACACAUUUUCCGAUAAACAUCAUUUUGAGCCAUUAGAGGUGUAUUUAAAAGCAAUCAAAGGUCAUUUCAUUAGCCAAAUCAAAAGACAUGCUGCUUCGAUAUUGGGCAGUGUCGACUUUCUUGGUAAUCCACUUGGUUUUGCCAAUGAUCUUUCAGAAGGCGUAUCCGGUCUAAUAUUUGAGGGUUCUGUAAAGAGUCUGGUGAAAAAUGUUACACAUGGCAUUUCUAAUUCUACGGCCAAACUAACUGAAACACUGUCCGACAGUUUGGGACGCGUUGUGCUCGACGAUCAUGACAACGAAACACGUCAGCGUAUACUUGAAAUACAAUCGAACACCUCAGGUAAUCAUUUGGCAGCGGGGCUCAAGGGUCUCGGUUUCGGUUUGCUGGGUGGUGUAACAAGUAUUGUGCGUCACACCUAUACGGGCGUACAAUCAGAUGGUUUCCCCGGCCUGUUGAGUGGUUUGGGUAGAGGACUUGUGGGUACAGUAACCAAACCGAUCAUUGGUGUACUAGAUUUGGCAUCGGAAACGGCAAGCGCAGUACGCGAGACGAGCAAAACUUCUGGACGCAUGCUGCCCGAUCGCAAACGUUUGCCACGCUGUGUUACUGGUGCGCCCGGUGGUCUGCUACCAGCUUACUCUUAUCGACAGGCGAAGGGUCAGCAAUAUUUGUAUAUAAUAAAUCGGCGAAAUUUCACCGAGAAACUCAUGUCUUAUGAACCAAAUUUGUGCAAUGAUAAGGACGCCAAGCUGCGUCUGUUGGUUACCACCGAAUUCAUACGUAUAUUUUCACGUUGCGAAGAGGAUCCUGCAAUUAUGUUCGAGUGUCAUUUGAGUGAAGUGCUUUCCUGCCAUCCGCUGACAACGAAUGUAGUGAAUUCCGGCGCACCGAGCGGUAGCAAGCAUAUGCCAAGCUAUUACAUUGAAAUAUCCACCAAUCUACCAAAGAUCACAAGGCCGCGUGUGAAAUGUCAGACCGAGGAAGUGGCGGAGCGCGCAGCACGUUGUAUUAACUAUGCUAAGAGUGUCUUCGAUGAGCGCGAACAAUCUGUGGCAAACGAAUAACGGCGGUUCACCACGGCUAGAGCAUAAACAAUGAGUACACAGUGCAUGUAGUUGUAGUUCAUAAGCGUUGAGAUUACUAUAUUGAUUAAUUGUAUGUAUAUAUAUAUAUGUAUAUGUAUGCAUGUAAUGCAUGUAUGUAACGUGUAAUUUUUAUUAAUGUAAAAGUAUUUAUUUAAGUAUAGUAAAUAAUGUACGAAGGGCUUUAUAAAAUAAAUUCGACAGCAAAAAAAUAA